Messenger RNA from Durusdinium trenchii, 1362 nucleotides. NCBI's taxonomy places the organism in Eukaryota, Dinophyceae, Suessiales, Symbiodiniaceae. The record is from the annotation of a GenBank genome assembly.
CAAACGCUUCACUUCACCUCCGCUGCGUGGUCCUUCACUUCACCGGCCCCGGCACAGACCGUACGGGCCGUGGUCGGCUCGCGUCGUCCGUGGCCCGCCAUGGUCUCGGACGUCGCGAUGAAGUUGAUCAGCGCGGCCAUGAUCUUCGCGGUCGCCCUCAUCGGUUCGGCGCUCAGUCGCAUCACCAGCAACCUGGCGCCCAAGGUGGUCCGAGUGAUCAAUGCUGGCGCGGGUGGUAUUUUGCUGGCCGUGACGCUGGUGCACAUGUUGAGUGACAACUCUGGGGAGUUGGACACCGCAGGCACGUCCAUCUUCAAGUUCUUCACAGGCACCGAGGACGGUUCCUUUCCUUUGGGCUUUGCUUUAUACGGCCUGGGCUUUCUGGCAAAUGUGAGUGUGGCCGUCUUCUGGCCAGAUAAAUCAGAGGAGUUCGAGGACCAGGAGCAUGGCUUUCUUUCGACUUGGGAAGAUGACAGCAGCUUUGAUUCGGGCAGCCCUGGGCCAGACACAAUGGAGGUGAGCCAUCAACAGUCUUGUGCCAGUGGCCUAUCUGCCUUGUUUGGCUUGUGUUUGCACUCGCUGGUGGCUGGAACUGCUGCCGGUGCUGCUGAAGGCAUGGGGUCCUUUGGUCCUACCGUUGUUGCGAUCUUGAUGCACAAGGGCUUCGCCGCCUUCUCCGUGGGAUCCUUGAUGAUGCCGAGUGUUACGACGAGGUGUUGGUGGCUGUCGAUGGUGACUUUGGCCCUGAUGGCUCCUGUGAGCAUCAUCCUGGGAAUGCAACUCAUGCAGGACUUCAGUGGUCCAAUCUCCGCUGGGUUGAUUUGCUUCGCAGCAGGGUGUUUACUUGCAAUCGCCACCUACGACAUGCUGAUGCCUGCUUUACUGUUGGGAAAGGUCACAUGGAGGAGGCGGAGUUUUAUGGUGGCGCUAUUAGGAUUUUGCAUCAUGUCCUUGUUAGCCAUUUGGUCCUAGAAGGAUGUGGUGCCAGAACGUAAGCAAAAAGAGACACAAGCAGGGAUGCAAGACGAGCUUUGGAUGUCCAUUGAACCAAUGGGUGGCUCCCUGUUUAACCCUGUUUGAGAGUCGUGGCCAGAUGAACUCUGGCCAGUACGUCCUGGUACCCGUCACGUCCUGGUACCCUUGGGCUGUCACGUCCUGGUACCCUCGCUCUCUCGAAGAGACUCUCGAAAGACUGGGGUGACCAUGAUCGAUCGUCGUUUGUUGCACGUUUGGACACGCGGUACGUUUGCAACCAGAAUCGAUACGAUUAUUACGAUUGUUUUGAUUUGUAAAAGGAUGCGCAGGGUAAACCAGUCCGUGAAGUUAUGUUGAAUUAUGUUGGUAUCUAACCAACCACCUCAG